AUGGAACAAGUGCAAGCGCAGCCUUCAUCCUCCAGCCUGAAAGGCUCCCCUAAGCAGAGCUCUCCACCUGGUCCUACCGAAUGUCUCACGCGCGCAGACGACGCCCCAAAUUCCGCCCCUAUAUCGCAGAAAGAGGACAAUGUUUCGAAAAUCGAGCACUCAGCAACCCUCCCAACAAAGGAAAAAUGGGCCCAUGAGGUGCAAGACGUGGAUCGUCUCGUCCACGCGAGUAGGCACAGUUGGACGGUUGACUUCCAAGAUAUUGGGGAACGUUUCAGAAAAGUAGUUAUGCGUAUUGUUGCAUGGAUGGGAUUAUGGGUGAAGGAAGAUGUUGGGAUGAUACCAAGAAAAGACAUGAACAUCAUCAUUGCUGCCCUAGAGGGGUAUUGUGUCCAGGACGACUGGACAGUCCUCCAAGGGUUGCUACCACCUCGUCGGAGCCUUGCAGACCACUUUGCUGAGGCCCUGAUCCAUAAGGCGAUCAUGGAGAAAGUUUUCUCGAACUCAUUUCAGUACCUUGAUGGGAAAUCAAGUCCUACGGACCAAGCCGAAGACAAAAGCUUUGCCUCGAAGCUUCAAUGCCUCUACGAACGGUUCUUCAAUACCAACCCAAACCUUGCAACGCUAUGGAAAGAGCAAACCCAUCGACUGGCCAACUCGACAUUGCCUGGCAACGCACCAGGCGACCUGAGCUUUGGGAAGGACAAUGCCAAGCGUCUUCUAGCUUGCGCGCCAUCCCUGUCUGAUGAGGUGCUGGCCAGUAAGCCAGUCAGCCUGCUCCUCAAGAAGCGCCUGGGCCGGAAUCAGGUGAUGAAGCGGAAAGAACAGCUUACCAAAAUCUUUGAAGCCUCCCUAGAUCUCAUGAAGGAUUGUGAAACAAGGGUUGGGGGUCACUUCAGGAUCAAGCGAUUGCCAGAACUGGGACCUUCGUACCAGUGCGGUAGCUCCUACAUGAUUUUUCACACCUCCAACGGCAACGAAGUAGAUGAGAGGGAUUUCAAGGGACGUAAAAUAUUACUUGUCGCACAGCCGGCUAUCAUGUAUACUGAUAGUGCGCCUAGCGAAGCAGAUUCGGACUACAAGUCCAUGACCACCAUCAUUUCCAAGGCUAUCGUUGUGCUGGACAAAGGGGACGAGGCCACAAAGAGUACCAGAGUUGAAAGAAGACUUAUCAGGCGAGAUACAUGUUUUGAAGAGGGGGACGUCUUUGUGAACACGUCGGAGAUGUUCUGA
Messenger RNA from Aspergillus welwitschiae, 1233 nucleotides. RefSeq lists its product as uncharacterized. The record is from RefSeq and is a predicted model, not a curated record. Lineage: Eukaryota; Fungi; Ascomycota; Eurotiomycetes; Eurotiales; Aspergillaceae. The transcript is spliced from 2 exons. Bases 1 to 1233 code for a protein of 410 amino acids.